Messenger RNA from Dentiscutata erythropus, 2784 nucleotides. NCBI's taxonomy places the organism in Eukaryota, Fungi, Glomeromycota, Glomeromycetes, Diversisporales, Gigasporaceae. The record is from the annotation of a GenBank genome assembly.
AUGAUUCAACUUAAGACGAUAUUAAACGUUAUAGACAAUUCUGGUGCUAUUCUUGCAGAAUGUAUUCGUGUGGCACAUGGUGGACGGUAUGGUCGUAUAGGCGAUGUAAUUACGGUUGUAAUUAAAAAGGCUCGUCCAAUCUCAUCAAUCACAGAAAAAUCUUCAAGCGGAUCAGCAGCGAAUCCAGCCACAAAGCUUUUAAUUCGUAAGGGUGAAGUUAAAAAAGCACUCGUUGUACGCACUCGUAAAGAAACAAGAAGACCUGAUGGAAGGUACAUUAAAUUUGAUGAUAAUGCUUGUAUACUUUUGAAUAAUCGUCUAGAACCUUUGGCUACUAGAGUACUUGGUGUUGUAGGAAAUGAGUUGAGGGGUAAGAACGCAAAACGAAUGAUGGGACACAUUAAAACGUCUCUCAAAAGUAACAGAUAUAAUAACCAUGAUAGCAAUUCAUUGGAAAUGGAAAUAGUAAAGGCUUCCGCAAUAGAUAACAUUAUCGAUAUAAGAAUUCAUAAUGGAGCAGAAUACGCGAUGAUUUCAUAUAAAGAUGCAACUAAGCUACCUGAAUGGCGUCCGAUUAGAUGUUUGCGCAACGCUGAAAGCUUAAUAAAUGAAUAUAAAAUCGAGGCGAGUAAAGCUGAGCAACGUCAAGCGGAAAGGAAAGCGCGCGAGGGAGAAUUACAACAGAUAGGUGAACAGAUUAAACCUCAACAAGAUCACGUUAAAGAAAUCAAGGACAUUAAUGCUAUUUACAAAAAUGAAGAGCACAACAAUUCUCAGAAAUCGACUGAAUUUGUAAAGAAACAGAAAACUGCAAAUAUUCAUCCUGUCAUAGGCACCAUAUAUAAAUCUGAUGGCGAAAUGACAGACGUUGAAUAUGUGUUUGAACAAAGAGAUCAAAGAGAUAAACUUUUAAUAGGAAUUGGAGAGUGCUUGUCCGGAAAAUCUGUGUCAAACGUAAAAAUUAAAUAUGCGCUGAAAAAUGAAUGUGUCUCUAAAAACAGUCUCGGAAAUUCAGUAUUGGUUAAGCAUGUUGGUAAAAGAAAGGCAAAGAGUCGUAGCAGAAGAAUGCUUAGACCAGUUGUGAUUUUGAAUGAUGAUAUGGGAUCUUCAGUCACUGAUUUAUCAUCCGAUGAAGAUUCUACCAUUGAUUUUAGUCUUUCAGAUACACCGCCUAUUCAUAGAAAAUAUAAAGAAAGCUCAAAAAAGUUAAAGUCAAUGGAACAUUCUGAGAAAAAAUCCGUCGAGACAACGCAAAAAGAGCCGGGUGUCAAAACAAUCAAAUCUCCGCCACUUAUUCAGCAGCCAUUCCCGGUUGCGCCAUCAUUUAUACCAGACAUUUCAACAGCACAAACAUGUCAAGGUAAGACAAAGAUUACUGAUAACGACCGGCAUAUAGCUAAAAACCAAAAGCUUUACGAAUCUAUAACGCCGCAUACAUCGCGUGCAUCAACUGUAAAUUCCACAAACGAAAUUCAAAUUUACAGUGAUUGUGAACUUCAUUUAAAGCCAACAAUUUUGGAUGUAGAAAAAUCUGGUCGUAUAAAAGUCGAAGAAAACGUUGAGGAUUUCACACAGUUUUUGUCUACUAUUGUAAAUAAAUCUAAUUUAUAUAUGAAAGAUCAGUUACCACAACCUUUUGCUGAAAAAAUAGUCGAUCCUAGUAAUUUUACAAAGCAUUCAAUAUACACAAUGAAUGAUUUAGAAUGUGCGAGUGAUGUUUCACGUAAAAAAAUAGAGAUGGAGUCAAAUAUCAUGAAAUGGAACGAAAUUGCAAGUAUCUUAAUGUUUGAAUAUUUUCACAAUGUUGGUGUUAUUUGGCUUGACAAACAAAAAAAAGCAUGCUUUCUUGUGUUUCCAAAUUCUCAAAGAACUUGUAUUACGCUCAAGAUAUCUCCUCGUCCGAAGGAGAAAUUUAUCAUAAUUCCCAAGGCAAUAAAGGUUGAUGAACCUCUUUCAAUUCAUUCAUAUUAUCGACCAUUGUCUUGCCCAACUGUAAAAGAUGAAAUUGCAUAUCCGAUCAAGAUAGUCACUUGUGCGAACAAAUACAGUGAAUUAGCAGAAAUGUGUAAGACUCGACCAUAUAUUGGAAUAUAUGGUAAUGAAAAAAUAAUUGAAGUCCAAGAAAUGAUAACUGCUGUCAAAGCAUUGGGAGGAAUUCAUGAUAGGGGGUUUGAGAGUAAUAAUAUUAAUUAUGUCUUAGUUCAUGUGGACAAAAUUAAUCAAAUAAACUAUAUACCUCGUCUUAUUGAAUUAAAACAUAUGAAAUGUAAAUUCCUUCAAUUUGGAUGGGACUCAAUGUCUCCCGAUCCAAAGUUCAAAGAGAUUUUUCCACAGGGUGGGAUAGUUACUAUCACACCAAAAGUUCUAUAUUACCGCGAGAUGAAUUAUCUUGAUCGAAUUUGGGCGGUUAAAAAUUUGCAAAAAGUUGCAAAUAAUUCUAUUUGGAAUAUUCACAUUCACCCGAACAUGGUUAAAUACUUGGAAAAUAUCGCUAGCCAGGAAAGAUGCAAAAGGGCUGUGGAGUCCAGCAUUCAUUUGAAAAGUUUGUAUAAUUUAGGGAGGUUUGAUUAUUUUGACGGUAAUGAGUUUUCGAUAUCACAGGACGAUGUAUCUGUCCAUUCUCUAUACAACGUGAUGUUGCGUCUGCACAAGAUUUACUCGGGGUAUUUUCGUCAUUUUGUUAUUGUCCAAGAUGAAUCCGAAAUGAAUGAAUCAAAUAUUCAAAUACCUGGUGUCGAAAGGAUGACUUUUUCAGAAUUUAGAUCGAUAUUUGGAUCGCAGUAA